Molecule: messenger RNA, 606 nt
Organism: Darwinula stevensoni
Lineage: Eukaryota; Metazoa; Arthropoda; Ostracoda; Podocopida; Darwinulidae
Source: the annotation of a GenBank genome assembly
AUGAAACGAAGGACCAGGUGUCUCCCGGGCGGGCUACGUUCGUCUGUGACUCGAGAGGAAGGCGGCCACCGAGGAUUGCUUCCACCUCGACGUCUCCGCCUCGGUCGGAAGGAUGUCCUUUUUCUCAUCAUCCCCAUCAUGCACUUGGGAGUUCGUUGCUGGGAGACGGCGAUCCUAUUGGCUCUUGUGGCCUCUGUCACCGUAGACAGUCACCCUGUAGAAAUGUGCAUCUUUUACUAUGGAGGAGAUGGAUCCUCUGACGACAAGGAAACCCAGGAUGAAGUAGGCGUGGCUGGAGGAAAGGGCGUCCGACCUGGUGGUCCAGACAUCUCAGGGGAAGUGGACGAGUCCUGCUUCGGCCGGGGCAAUUAUAGAGGCAGAAUCCGCCCUACUCGAUGGGUCAGCAAGCAAGAGGGACAGCAAGCAAGAGGGACAGCAAGCAAGAGGGACAGCAAGCAAGAGGGACAGCAAGCAAGAGGGACAGCAAGCAAGAGGGACAGCAAGCAAGAGGGACAGCAAGCGCUUCUUCCGCGCGCGAGUUUCGGAGAGAUGCAUCAACUCUGCAGUGUUGCAGCAUUAUAUCAAACCCGAUGCCGCAGUCGUUAG